Messenger RNA from Aureobasidium subglaciale EXF-2481, 939 nucleotides. RefSeq lists its product as uncharacterized. Gene Ontology annotation, molecular function: glutathione transferase activity. The record is from RefSeq and is a predicted model, not a curated record. Lineage: Eukaryota; Fungi; Ascomycota; Dothideomycetes; Dothideales; Saccotheciaceae. The transcript is spliced from 3 exons. The coding region runs from base 1 to 939 and encodes 312 amino acids. Gene Ontology annotation, cellular component: cytoplasm.
AUGUCCAAUAACAACGACAUCAAAGCAUUCGCAGAUGCGGACGGCCACUUUAGACGUCAGAAGUCCACAUUUCGCGACCACAUUUCCAGAGAACCAGGAGCUGAAUUUCCACCCGAAAAGGAUCGUUAUGUCCUAUACAUAAACUGGGGCUGCCCUUGGGCCAACCGCACGGCCAUCGUCCGCAUGCUCAAGGGUCUCGAAUUCAUCAUCGAAUUGGUAGUCAUGGACUAUGAAAUGUUUCCCGAUGGCUGGGGAUACACAGGAGCUCACGGAACCAUGCCUAAGGAUCCUCUCUACGGUUUCACCCGUCACCGCCAACUCUACGAAAAGGCAUCGCCAGGCUAUACGGGCCGUGUCCUGGUACCGACACUUUGGGAUAGGAAAACAGAAACGAUUGUCAAUAACGAGAGUUCGGAGAUUAUCAGGAUGUUCUUCACAGAGUUUGAUGGCUUGGUGGAGGAGAAGUAUAGAGAAGCUGCUCAUCCUCAAGGUGGAUAUCUUCCCGAGAGCUCGAAAGAAAAGAUUGAGGUUUUCAAUGCAUGGGUGUACGACGACAUCAAUAAUGGGGUAUACAAGACUGGCUUUGCGACAUCUCAGGAAGCCUACGACGAAAACGUCGAGAAGCUAUUCGCAGCUCUCGAUCGCGUGGAGGCUCACCUUGAGAAAUCAGAGGGAAAGUUUUUAUUCGGGAAUCAUGUUACAGAAGCUGAUAUCAGAUUGUUUCCGAGUAUUGCGAGGUUUGAUGUUGCGUAUUAUACACUGUUCAAGUGUAAUCUCAAGAUGAUCAGGCAUGAUUAUCCGAAGAUAGAGAGGUGGUAUAGAAAUCUUUACUAUGAUGAUAACGAGUAUACAAGAGGUGGUGCGUUUCGGAGAGCGACGUAUUUUGAUCAUGUGGUGCCAAAAGGGCCGGUGCCAGAUAUUCUACCUCAGGACACUUGA